ACACCUGGUGGUCUUUAUUUGUGCGCUGGUGAGUGGUGACUGGCGAGCCGGCGAAAAAGAAGCCAAUUUUUGUUUUCUUUUACAAUCUAAAAAUUAAUAUGUUUCAUACUUUUCUUAAUUAACCUGAACAAUGUUUGUAAUUUAUAUUUAAAUCAUUUCCCCAAAGAAUCAUUAAAAAUAAUGAUUAAAUCAAGCAUGAAUGAAAGGUUUUAAGUUGGAAUUUAUCGCUUGCGGGUAGUGUUUGUGAAGUAGACAGGUUAUAAGUAAGAGCUAUAUUAAGAAGGUUCAUCAGUUGUAAUUUAACCACAAAAGAAUUACAGAGUUUCACCAUGUUUUGCUUUACUAAAGUCAAUAUGCUUUAUGCAAUACUAGUUUGCACAUUCUUCGGCGUUACCGUGGGCGCAUUUGUUUUCGUCAGCCGAGCAGACCAGAUUUGUCCAACUUACAUGAACAAUGGAACGAUCGGCCUGUGCUAUGUGGCAGUUGGCGCCGGUGCAGCAGGAGUAGCCGGAAUGAUUUGGCCCUUUCUUCCAGUGCCAAUGCGUGUUUACGUCUCGUUGAUUGCCACCAUGACGGGAGGACACGUAUUUAACCUACAAAUGACUGUACUGCUGUACAUCGAGACAAUGCGCGCGUUAAGUCACAUUCAGAAGCAUGCAGCUGAUUCGACGAUCCAUGUUCGGCGAAUCCAACGUUGACGACAUGAACCGCGGAAUAAAAGAAGUGGCCGAUAGCUUCGACCGAGCCAGAAAAGCCCAGGACGUUUUCCGUGACAGUAUCGAAAAUGGAUUUCGCUGGCUCGAGAAAAAGGGCUCAACCUGCACAGACAUCUUAAAGGGAGCCUAUCCCGAUUGCAUAGCCCAGGGCAACUCCAAUUGCGAGUCAUUGAAAACGAUGAGCAAUGCCCCAUGCGGGAUAUUUUCUGAGGACAGGAUCACCGAAUCGUUGCUUGGAAUUAGAGGUCGUAUCGCCAACUGGAUUUCUAACGCAAUUCGAAUGCGCGUUGGUAUCCUUUUUGAGAUGAAAUCGACAAACUACGUCGAGGAUGAACUUGUCAAUGCCUGGGCACCGUUUAAGGCAGCCAUGAACACCGGCUCCAAUUUGAUUGAUCUAGUUUACGACUUUGUUACGACAUACGUUCUCAAGUACAUGGGCCUAAUCAUUUUGAUAAUCUGGCCAUUUGGUUACAUCCUUUGUUACAAUCGCGGUCCGCUCGAAUUCGAUAACGUGUACAUCCCCGAAGAAGAGCAAGAAAAGGAGCACAAUCAAGUCAACGAAGAAACUCCAAACCAAGUUCGAUUCCUACCGUUACAACUUGGCAUCGAGACAGAUAAAAUUCAAAUGGUGCCGGCCUGGAUUCCAUCGCCAGGAGAAAUUGUUAAAGGGAUCAAAGCGCUCAUCUUUGUCGUAGACUUGAUAAUAAUUCUGUCAAUCUUAUAUCUGGAUUUCUUCUACACUGAGCUGGUGGACAGCUUGUACUUCGGUUCAAUCAACCUAUUCAACCGCUAUCAAGGAAACAUCUUCGACAUAGUUCGGCAGCCUUUAUCAGAAGCUAAAGGCAUGCACUACAUUGGACAAAUCCUCCUAGAACAAUUGGAUAGUCUUCAGCAAGCAGCCGGACUGGGACGAAUGAUGGCUUGCGCCCGUCGAGCACCGCCUAUCGAUUAUACUUACGAAAUUUUCAUUUUCGCUCUGCUGAUGCGUUUGUUUUACAUCUUCUCGCAAAUUAAAUUGGCAUGGAUCCCGUCUAUGAUAUGCGCACGAUACAACGAGAUGCGUCACAAGCAGAGAAUGCGUUGUCUCAAAGCCCGGACCCUCUUACGACGAGAGAAUUACAUCCCACCGACUUCAUUUCCUUGGAUGAGAUCCUUUUUUCGAUCUUUUUAUAACUUCUGCUCGAUAGAUUUAGUCCCCUCAUGGGUACGCUCUUUGAUGAACGCUAGGGAGACAUACAAUCUGUAACUACCGCAUAAUCUGCUAAAAACCUGAUUUCUGAUUGGA
Daphnia pulex (common water flea) is the source of this 2001-nucleotide messenger RNA. RefSeq lists its product as uncharacterized. The record is from RefSeq and is a predicted model, not a curated record. Lineage: Eukaryota; Metazoa; Arthropoda; Branchiopoda; Diplostraca; Daphniidae. The transcript has 2 exons. Bases 655 to 1962 code for a protein of 435 amino acids.